Mus pahari (shrew mouse) is the source of this 354-nucleotide messenger RNA. RefSeq names its product histone H2A type 1-H-like. Bases 1 to 354 code for a protein of 117 amino acids. Gene Ontology annotation, cellular component: nucleosome. NCBI's taxonomy places the organism in Eukaryota, Metazoa, Chordata, Mammalia, Rodentia, Muridae. Gene Ontology annotation, molecular function: DNA binding; structural constituent of chromatin; protein heterodimerization activity. The record is from RefSeq and is a predicted model, not a curated record. The transcript has a single exon.
AUGUCCGGUCGCAGUAGCAAGACUCGCGCCAUGGCCAAGACCGGCUCCUCCCGGGCCGGCCUGCAGUUCCCCGUGGGUCGCUUGCACCGCCUGCUCCGCAAGGGCAACUACUCGGAGCGCGUGGGCGCCGGCGCCCCGGUGUACCUGGCGGCCGUGCUGGAGUACCUGACGGCCGAGAUCCUGGAGCUGGCGGGCAACGUGGCCUGCGACAAGAAGACGCGCAUCAUCCCGCGUCACCUGCAGCUGGCCAUCCGCAACGACGAGGAGCUCAACAAACUUCUGGGCUGCUUGACUAUUGCGCAGGGCGGCGUCCUGCCCAAAAUCCAGGCCGUGCUGCUGCCCAAGAAGACUUGA